CGGUGCCGAGCUCACUCGUGCACUGCGAAGCUACACUUACCACUGCAACCACUGAUCACAGAGCUAGAGGUUCACUUAGGCGAAGCUUAAUUACACAGAGCGCCCAUGGCGUCGAGGCAGGACAGGAGGGAGGCGCGGGCCGAGGCCGACGCGCGGCGCGCGGCGGAGGAGAUCGCGCGGGCGCGGGACGAGCGCGUCAUGCAGGCGGAGGUGGACGCCCGGUCGGCCGCGGACGAGAUCGCCCGCGCCCGCGCCGACCGCGGCGCCGCCACGAUGGGCGCCGACACCGCCCACCACGCCGCCGGCGGCGGCGGCAUCCUGGAGAGCGUGCAGGAGGGCGCCAAGUCGUUCGUGAGCGCCGUCGGGCGCACGUUCGGCGGCGCGAGGGACACCGCCGCGGAGAAGACCUCCCAGACGGCGGACGCCACCCGGGACAAGCUCGGCGAGUACAAGGACUACACCGCCGACAAGGCCCGCGAGACCAACGACAGCGUCGCGCGGAAGACGAACGAGACGGCGGACGCCUCCCGUGACAAGCUCGGCGAGUACAAGGACUACACCGCCGACAAGACCCGGGAGACCAAGGACGCCGUGGCGCAGAAGGCGAGCGACGCCUCCGAGGCGACCAAGAACAAGCUGGGCGAGUACAAGGACGCGCUGGCCAGGAAGACGCGCGACGCCAAGGACACCACCGCGCAGAAGGCGACGGAGUUCAAGGACGGCGUGAAGGCGACGGCGCAGGAGACGAGGGACGCCACCGCCGACACGGCGAGGAAGGCCAAGGACGCCACCAAGGACACCACCCAGACCGCCGCCGACAAGGCCAGGGAGACGGCCGCCACCCACGACGACGCCACCGACAAGGGGCAAGGGCAGGGCCUGCUCGGGGCGCUGGGGAACGUGACGGGGGCGAUCAAGGAGAAGCUGACGGUGAGCCCGGCGGCGACGCAGGAGCAUCUGGGCGGCGGCGAGGAGCGCGCGGUGAAGGAGCGCGCGGCGGAGAAGGCGGCGUCGGUGUACUUCGAGGAGAAGGACCGGCUGACGAGGGAGCGCGCGGCGGAGCGGGUGGACAAGUGCGUGGAGAAGUGCGUCGAGGGGUGCCCCGACGCCACCUGCGCCCACCGCCACGGCAAGAUGUGAUCCCCCAUGAGCGCGGUGGACGACUAAUAAAAAAAACUCCCAGCAUGUUAACCUUUGUGUUUCAAGUUUCACUAGCUGCUUUUAUUUUGCUUUCGUUAAGUUUCCACUACCGUGUAUGUUCCUUCUGGUAAUCUAAGUGCAGUGGUGCUGAAAUCUUUAUAAAGCCCUUCAGUUUACCGCUUACCA
Molecule: messenger RNA, 1326 nt
Organism: Oryza sativa Japonica Group (Japanese rice)
Lineage: Eukaryota; Viridiplantae; Streptophyta; Magnoliopsida; Poales; Poaceae
Source: RefSeq, a predicted model, not a curated record